CUCGACAGGGGCCUUAUCACGCCACCUCUCCGCCCAACACCCGCUUCGUCUCUCUCUCCAUGGAGCCAACACUUUAGCUGCGACAAUGGCCAUAGCCGCCGCCGCCGCCGCCGCCGCCGCGGCUCUUCCCCUCGGCGGCGCCGCUCGUUUCCCCUCUAGGGCUCUUCGUCGACUCCUCUCGUACCCUCGUCUCCACCAACACCGCUACUCGCGAGGUUUUUGCGAUGUUGCGAGUGCUCAGAGGCAGAGUGGGGACUCCUUGCUCAAAGGGAUUGGGGAUAGAAAUGUAGCAGAGGCCGUAAAGAACGUCCUCGACGUGGCGCGAAGGGCUUCGUCGAGAAGAGAGGUUCUGCACACUGAUUUUCUAACACCACCUGUAGUGAGAGAGACUAUGUCGGCCCUAGAAAAACUGGCUGAUAUUAAAGCAGUAUCACAGGGUGGCUAUCCGCAGGCUGAGCGAUGCCGCUUAUCAGUUGGACAUCCCGACGCUAUGAUGGAUAACACUGAUAUAGUGGCUGCAUUGAGUAUCUCAGGGAAUUUCGGGUUUGAAUCCUGUUCACAUGGUGACUUCCUCGGUGCAAUUCUUGGAACUGGCAUUGUGAGAGACAAGGUUGGAGAUAUAUUAUUGCAGGGAGACAAGGGUGCCCAGAUCCUUGUUGUUCCCGAGCUCGUUGAAUUCCUCACUUCUGCAUUGGAGAAGGUUGGGAAUGUCCCUGUUUCUUGCAAUAAGAUACCUUUGCUUGCCUUAGAAUAUGAGCCACCAAGGACUAAAUCAUUUAGAACGGUGGAAGCAUCGUUAAGGGUUGAUGCGUUAGCUAGUGCAGGAUUUAAAAUAUCACGCUCGAAGCUUGUUGAUAUGAUCAGUAAUGGUGGUGUGCGAGUGAAUUGGUCACCUGUGAUGAAAAAUGGAGCUACACUUAAGACGGGGGAUGUCGUCUCUGUUAGUGGAAAGGGGAGGCUGAAGAUUGGAGAGAUCGCAACGACGAGGAAAGGAAAAUAUGCAGUCGAGUUGAUUCGGUAUUUGUGAGCUUUAUUUUUCAUGAAGGUCUCUAUCAUCUCUAGGUGGUCCCUUGCUUGAAGACACUUAAUUCUCGGGGAUGAUGCAACAAGAGAUGGCGUAAAACAUUAGAUUUUUCUGUCGGAAAAAAAAAAAAAAAAAAUUGACGCAUAAGAACUUUCGAUACCAAAGUUUGUAUUUUUAGCGUCGUCUUCAUUGUGCUUUUCUCCCUUGGUAAUUGCAUGAUUGGUAAGCUCUUUCGUAGAACUGCGAAUAACAGUUUCUAUGGCCAUUUUUAUAUCUUCGUUACUUUAGUAAUUUCUUUUUAGA
Molecule: messenger RNA, 1327 nt
Organism: Ananas comosus (pineapple)
Lineage: Eukaryota; Viridiplantae; Streptophyta; Magnoliopsida; Poales; Bromeliaceae
Product: putative RNA-binding protein YlmH
Exons: 10
Coding region: 86-1027 (313 amino acids)
Molecular function (GO): RNA binding
Source: RefSeq, a predicted model, not a curated record